CAGUGUGACAGAAGUGGGGCGUGAUAAUUCGCUCUUGCUGAGUCGCCUCGGUGGCUGGAUUCGGUCUUUUCCGGUGCUGUAAACGCUGGCAGCACGUGCGUUACCGUCAUGGCGCUCUAUAACUUUAAAAAGAUUAUGGUGGUCCCCACUGCAAAGGACUUCAUUGACCUGACGUUGUCCAAAACCCAGCGCAAAACCCCUACUGUAGUUCACAAGCAUUAUCAGAUUCAUCGCAUUCGCCACUUCUAUAUGCGCAAGGUUAAGUUCACGCAACAGAACUACCACGACCGGCUCUCGCAGAUUUUAACGGAUUUUCCCAAGCUAGAUGAUAUUCACCCUUUUUAUGCAGAUCUGAUGAAUGUUUUGUAUGAUAAGGAUCAUUACAAACUUGCCCUAGGUCAGAUCAACAUUGCCAAGAACCUGAUUGAUAAUGUGGCUAAAGACUAUGUGCGUCUGAUGAAGUAUGGCGACUCACUGUAUCGCUGUAAGCAGUUAAAGAGAGCAGCACUUGGACGUAUGUGCACCAUCUUGAAAAGGCAGAAACAAAGUCUGGAAUAUCUAGAACAAGUUCGUCAGCAUCUUUCUCGUCUGCCCACAAUCGACCCAAACACCAGAACUCUUUUGCUCUGUGGGUACCCCAAUGUUGGCAAGUCCAGCUUCAUCAACAAGGUCACACGUGCAGAUGUAGAGGUGCAGCCGUAUGCCUUCACCACCAAAUCUCUGUUCGUGGGUCACAUGGACUAUAAGUACCUGCGCUGGCAGGUUGUAGACACCCCUGGUAUCUUGGACCAUCCACUGGAAGAGAGGAACACAAUUGAGAUGCAGGCAAUCACUGCCCUGGCCCACCUGCGAGCCGCUGUGCUCUAUGUGAUGGAUGUGUCUGAGCAGUGUGGGCACACACUGUGUCAGCAGCUUGAACUGUUUAACAACAUUAGACCUCUCUUUGCAAACAAGCCUCUGAUUGUGGUGGCCAAUAAGUGUGAUGUGAAGAAAAUCAUUGAGCUGUCUGAGGAGAAUCAGAAAAUCUUUGCUGAUCUUUUAUCUGAGGGAAUCCCAGUGAUUGAGACCAGUACUUUGACAGAGGAGGGGGUGAUGCAAGUAAAGACAGAGGCAUGUGAUCGGCUGUUGGUACACCGUGUGGACACAAAGAUGAAGGGGAAGAAAGUACAUGACAUCCUGAACAGACUCCAUCUUGCGAUGCCAAACAAGAGAGAUGACAAGGAAAGACCACCAUUUAUCCCUGAGGGAGCAGCUCUUCGCAAAAAGGCGAUGGAGGUUGAUGCUCCUAAACGUAAAUUGGAGCGAGACCUUGAGCUAGAGCUUGGAGAUGAUUACACUCUCGAUCUGCAGAAAUACUGGGACCUGAUGAAUGCCAAUGAGAAGCAAGAUAAAAUUCCUGAGAUCUGGGAAGGACACAACAUUGCUGACUACAUUGAUCCUGAAAUCAUGAAACGAUUGGCUGAGCUAGAGAAAGAGGAAGAGCUCCGUGAACAGGCAGGGGAGUAUGACUCUAAUGAAGAGAGUGAGGAUGAAGAGAUGCAGGAAAUUCGUCAGCUGGCCAAACAGAUUCGAGAGAAGAGGAAGUUGAAGAUUCUGGAGUCAAAAGAAAAAGAUGUACAAGGACCCAGAAUGCCCCGUACUGUCAAGAAGGUGGACAAAGCAAAAUUGGAGAGAGACAUGGAAGAACUUGGUUUGGACAUGACAGACAAAGAUAAUAGCCACUAUGCCCAGCAGGCCCAGAGGUCACGUUCACUGGUUAGAAAGAGGAAGAGGGAAACAUCUGUCCAGCCAACUUCACGCACCCGUAGUCAAAGUGCAUCGAAACAACCACGUGACCAGUCAGGAAUCAGAGAUACCAAGAUGAUGAAGAAAGCAAAGACUAUGAUGAAGAACUCUCAGAAGGGGAUGAACAGGCAGGGAAAGAAGGGUGAAGCAGACAGACACAUAUUUGACUUAAAACCAAAACACCUGCUUGCAGGAAAGAGAAAAUCAGGCAGCACCAGCCGUCGAUAAACAGUCAUUUUACUAAUACUUCUGUGUGCAUGGAUGUGGAUGAAUAAGCUUAGAAAUUAGUAUCUUUGAUAUCCAGGUGUAUUGACAUACCCAGCAUCAAAUGUGCACAAUUCAUGGUGUUCUGCAGAAACUACUUCAACCAACAGUUUGGAGCUGUAUUUAAGUUCUAUGUGGAUUGGAUUUAAAUAAAUCUGCAUAAGCUGAAGAAA
Messenger RNA from Silurus meridionalis, 2222 nucleotides. It is a transcript of the gene gtpbp4, whose product is annotated as GTP binding protein 4. The transcript has 16 exons. The record is from RefSeq and is a predicted model, not a curated record. The coding region runs from base 109 to 2013 and encodes 634 amino acids. Gene Ontology annotation, molecular function: GTP binding; GTPase activity; RNA binding. Lineage: Eukaryota; Metazoa; Chordata; Actinopteri; Siluriformes; Siluridae. Gene Ontology annotation, cellular component: nucleolus. Gene Ontology annotation, biological process: ribosomal large subunit biogenesis.